Messenger RNA from Daldinia loculata, 1924 nucleotides. RefSeq names its product glycoside hydrolase family 79 protein. Lineage: Eukaryota; Fungi; Ascomycota; Sordariomycetes; Xylariales; Hypoxylaceae. Bases 141 to 1754 code for a protein of 537 amino acids. The transcript has a single exon. The record is from RefSeq and is a predicted model, not a curated record.
GUGGAGCUUCCUAAAAACACAUUUAUAGAGGAAUUCCUCGCAGUUUCAACUCUCUUUUGCCUUCACUUUAGAUCGUUAGAGUUGCCAAAUUGAUAGGUUUGUUCCCGUUCCUUUGGAUAAACCAACUCAUUUAAGACACGAUGAGGACACAGAACUCGAAGCAGACCUCUCUGCUCAUAACUCUGGCGGGGCUUGGAUCGGCGGCAAUCCUCUCUAGAGGUAGCUCGUCAUUAUCCGUUAAAGUUCCCACAGGGUCAGCCGUGGAUGCUUCGGAUCCAAUUGAUCCCAGCUUCUGCGGCUUCGCCUUCGAGGAAGCGUCCUUCGUACGCUACGCCCAAGACGACAACGGCGAGCCCAAUGUCUUCUCCAGGAACCUCAUCAAAGCCGUCACUUCGCGUACUGGCGGGACCCCUAUCAUCCGGCUCGGCGGCACGUCUCCUGACUACGCGAGAUAUCUCCCUGGCCAAAAGGAACCCGCACUGCCUGUCGCCGAACAAGACAACUACCAGAACGUCGGAUUUACGACCAUCGGCCCUUCCUACUGGGACUUGACGCACAAUUUCCCGGGAGCCAAAUACAUGGUCCAAGUCCCGCUAGCGACAACAAAUGUCAGCGAGACAGUUGCUUGGGCCCAAUCCGCAGUGAACGGUAUCGGCCUAGAAAACAUCCACUCGAUCCAGCCCGGCAACGAGGCGGAUCUCUACGCCGAUAACUACCGCGGCGAGGGCGGCGUCGAGCUAAAUCCGCCGGAAUACCAAGGCACUCUUAGCAACGAGACGUAUGUCGGCAACUGGACCAAAUACGCCGAUGCCAUAUUGGCCGCUGUGAAGCUACCGAAAGGUCGCCUGUUCACGGCUUUCGACGUCGCGGCGCACGUCGGCGACUACGCAGAUGCGUAUGUGUUCGACGUAGAGACAUGCUUUAAGCUCGGAAUCGACAAGAAGAACAUUAUUAAAGAUGUCUCGCAUCACUACUACCAGCGCAACGCCGGUACAGCAAAGGACCUCGAAAGCGGCCUCAUGAACACCACCGUAACGCAUAACCACCUAAACCUAUUCAAGCGCCACAUCGCCUGGCUGAAGAAUAACCACCCCGAGAUCCCAUUCAUCCUCAACGAGGUCGGCAACUCGCUAUUCAGAACCAAUUCAUACGAGUUCCAAGCACGCCUCGGAAGCGCCCUGUGGCAAGUCGAUUUCUAUCUAUACAGCAUGGCCAUCGGCGUCGGACGCAUCAACUACCAGCAGAUAAUGCACGCGGGAUACGACCUAUGGCUGCCCGUCGCAAGCGCCGGCCACGAAGCCCAGGUGUUCUCGAACUUCUACUCGCAGCCCUUCGUCGCGGACUUCAUCGGGUCUUCCGGCAAGACGAGGGUCGCCAAGUUAGAUAUCGCAGGGGACAAUGCCCCCGCGAAUCUAGCCGCGUAUGGUGCGUACGAGGGCAAUGUGGCGAAAAGGAUCGCUGUUACGAAUCUGAAUUAUUGGAACAGGACGUCUUCGGGUGUCGAGAGGCCUAGUGUUAUUCUUGACCUGGAGGUCCCGAAGGGCGUCGAGGCGGUUAAGGUUUACCACUUGAAUAGUCCUUUGGGCGCGGGGGCUGCGGCGGAUACUAUUACGUAUGGGGGUAGCCAGUGGACGUAUGAGAGUCUUGGGGAAGAGGUUAAGGAUGUGAGGGAGGACACUGAGCAAGUAGCUGUUGAAAAUGGGGUUGCGAGGGUUACUGUCCAGAAUAGUGAGGCGGCCCUUGUUUGGUUGUAGGCUUAAUGGCUUUGGAUAUCUGGUAUUUAGGAGCUAAUAUGAGGGCUUUUAUAGCUGUUUAACGUAUGAAAUAAAAGUAUUAGAUCUUGAUUUCGUUUUUAAUUUAAGCGUAUAUCAUACCCGGACUGCAUGAAAAUUUGUUACUUAACAAUUAUAAGCCUCCCGGUAUU